AAAAACGAUUUCUGUAUUUUCUACUCCUUACAUUGCCAAAAUAGGCUUGAUAUUUUUUUCAACCUUCGUGGAUGACGACGUGACAUAAACAGAGAAUUGCCCUUGGGAUUCUAAUUAAUAGAUUGAGGAUUUGUAAAGGUGAGGGAAAAAAGAGGGCCAGGAGCAACAUGGAGGAACGUAAACUAGGGAGCAUUAAUGACGAUGGCGUUACAGAUGAGGAGAUGCAAGAUAUUCCCCAUCCGUAGCCUUAUUUAAGAGAAUUGUUUGAUGUUGAUGCCUCCAAUAAUAAUAUCUUCUGGCCUUCAAAAAUCCUCCGUCUAAUCUGGAAAAACAGGAAAGCUGUAUUUUUUUUUGUCACCUGUCAUCAUUAGCUAUUUUAGCAUUGUUAUUUAUUUAUUUUAGUCAGUUCACAACGGACCACGGUUGUUGUUGUUUUUUUUUUUUACAGCAUGAACGCCUGAGCGAACACAACCAUACUUUAUGUUCUAAAUGCAGACCUAUGUGACUCCGUGGGACGGAGGGCAACAGAGCCUUCACCUAUGGCCGUCCUGGAGAGAAACAACAAAAUCCUGCUGGAUUUGACACGGCAGCCUUGGAACAGCACGUGCGCCGACUGUGGGGCUCCUGAGCCUGAUUGGGCCUCUUACACGCUAGGUGUGUUUUUGUGCGUCAACUGCUCUGGGAUGCAUCGGAACUUGCCCUCCAUCAGCAAAGUCAAGUCCAUACAUCUAGACCACUGGCAGGACUCCCUUGUAGAGGCCAUGCGUCAGAGAGGCAACUCUGUAGCUAAAGCCACCUAUGAGAAGUGUGUUCCUGCUUUCAUCUACCGGCCGCAGCCGAGAGACUGUCUGGUUCUUAAGGAUCAAUGGAUCCGUGCUAAGUACGAGAGGAGAGAGUUCACGGGAGAAAAAGGCUACUUUCAACAAUCUUAUGGUGCAGACACCAUUGAGGCGACACUGUGGAAGAAGGGCAAAGACAACAAGCAGUUUUUGAAAAGGAUUUUCUUGCUGUCCCACAAAGACUUCACUCUCAGAUACUUCACCAAAGAGGAUUCUAGAGUCCCUAAAGCUGUGAUCGGCAUGAAGGAGCUGAAUGCGGUUUUCCAGCCCGAGAAGCUCGGACACGCUCACGGCCUGCAAAUCUCCUACUUGCAGGAUGUGCGGACAAGGAACAUCUUCGUUUACCACGAGAAUGGACAAGUCAUUGUUUCCUUUUUCAAUGCUAUUCGAGCAACACGCUUGGCUUACCUCCAGAAGAAGCAUCCCACUCUUCGACAAAGUGAGUUAAUACCUCAGAUUACGAGAUCCUGCCUCAAGGAGGGACACAUGGAGAAAACUGGCCCAACGCAGCGGGAGCCAUUCAGGAAGAGGUGGUUCACUCUGUGCUUAAUGAACAGAAAGCUUCUAUACUAUAAAUCCCCACUGGACGCCACCGAGCUUGGCGCCGUCUUCAUCGGCACGCAGAGCCACGGCUACUCUGUAUCGGAGGGCGGCAGGCGCAGCGGCAGAGGAGGCCGCUGGCACCGUGCCGUCACUCUGCAGACUCCCCAGAGGCAGUUUGUGUUCAUGUGCGAGCAGGAACAGGAACAGCAGGAAUGGCUGGAGGCCUUCGGGAAAGUCAUCGGUCAGCCGAUGACAGCGGAGGACUACGCAAAUGAAGCCAACUUGAGAAGGCGCAAAUGACCUGAAGAAGUUCUUACACCAACUCGCACCAUCAUUUUAUAUGGACUCAAGUAUUGGGACACCUGGCCUAUAGAAGCCUUGCUACAAAGUUGGAUGCAAAAUGUCUUGGUAAGAUGACGAAUUGUCAUUUAAGGGUUGGGUGGAACCGACCAAUGGUUUGCAUGGACUCUUCCCUCUAUGUAAAUAGUUGUACAUGUGUGAUUUUUGUAUUAUUAUGAUUAUUAUUAUUGUUGUUGUUGUGUUAGGCUUGUGCUGUAGCAUCAGUGAAAGGUUUGUUGAGAAGAGUGACAUGCCUGUCAUUUUAUUUCUGGUGGCUCGAAUAAAAGCAAUUUAUUUAAAAAAAAUAAUUAAUUCAUUAAUUUUAGAACUGUGAGGCAGAUGUGCCUACUACCAGUCCACCAUUCUGUUUCUUUUUUUUCUUUUUGUGACAUACAGUAUUUGUUUCUUUUCAAAAUGAUAUGGGAGGUGCUGAAUGAAUAAAAAAAAAUAAAAAUCC
Molecule: messenger RNA, 2178 nt
Organism: Phyllopteryx taeniolatus (common seadragon)
Lineage: Eukaryota; Metazoa; Chordata; Actinopteri; Syngnathiformes; Syngnathidae
Product: arf-GAP with dual PH domain-containing protein 2-like
Exons: 12
Coding region: 540-1682 (380 amino acids)
Biological process (GO): positive regulation of GTPase activity
Cellular component (GO): plasma membrane; intracellular membrane-bounded organelle
Molecular function (GO): phosphatidylinositol bisphosphate binding; GTPase activator activity
Source: RefSeq, a predicted model, not a curated record